Molecule: messenger RNA, 1913 nt
Organism: Ananas comosus (pineapple)
Lineage: Eukaryota; Viridiplantae; Streptophyta; Magnoliopsida; Poales; Bromeliaceae
Product: peptidyl-prolyl cis-trans isomerase FKBP42
Exons: 7
Coding region: 347-1441 (364 amino acids)
Molecular function (GO): peptidyl-prolyl cis-trans isomerase activity; protein binding
Source: RefSeq, a predicted model, not a curated record
UUCUUUGGAAAGCCUCACCCUAUUUUUUGGCUGCUUCCCCGUGUCACUUGCCCGGUCUCCUUCCUCCCGUGUCUACUGCUCUCCCUCCCUUUGCCCACCUUGCCCUCUCCACACCUCCCAACUAGAGUAUCCUCCAUCCGUCGCCGCCGCACUCACCUCGGCCGCGGCUGCCGCCGCACUCACCUCCGCGGCGACGUCGGACGCCGCCACCGCCGCCGCCGCGCCGCAGUCACCUCUGCGGCCGUCGCUACCGCACUAACCUCUGCCGCCGUUGAGUUCUUGCCUCGAUCUUCUCUCACCGACGCCGUACCCUCACGCCCCGUUCCCCAUCGCCCCUCGCCUUGCGAUGGCCAGAGAGGCGCCACCCCACUUUCCUCCUCCAACAGAUGAUGAUAAUGAUAUUGUCAUGGAGAACGCUUCAUUUGUUCGUAAUGAACCUCCUCAAGAUGACCAAGGGCCCCCGAAAGUUGACUCAGAGGUGGAAAUCCUUCAUGAGAAAGUCAAAAAACAAAUUAUUAAGGAAGGUCACGGUCAUAAACCGGCAAAACUUGCAACAUGUUUCUUGCAUUAUAGGGCAUGGGUUGAGCACUCUUCACAUAAAUUUGAAGAUACUUGGCAAGAACAGCAUCCAAUUGAACUUAUUCUAGGGAAAGAGAAAAAAGAAAUGGCCGGGCUGGGCAUUGGUAUCGCAAGCAUGAAGAGUGGGGAGCGUGCACUGUUGCAUGUUGGCUGGGAAUUAGGCUAUGGGGAGGAAGGAAGCUUUUCCUUCCCAAAUGUCCCCCCCAUGGCGGAUCUUUUGUAUGAAGUUGAGCUUAUUGGUUUCGAUGAUAUCAAAGAAGGAAAAGCCAGAAGUGAUAUGACUGUAGAAGAGAGAAUUGAAGCAGCUGAUAGGAGGAAGGUUGAAGGGAAUGCUCACUUCAAGGACGAAAAGCUUCAAGAGGCCAUGCAACAAUAUGAAAUGGCAAUAGCAUACAUGGGAGAUGAUUUCAUGUUUCAGUUGUUUGGAAAAUAUAGAGAUAUGGCCUUGGCUGUGAAAAAUCCCUGCCAUCUCAAUAUGGCUGCAUGCUUGAUCAAGCUACAGCGCUAUGAUGAAGCUAUCGGGCAAUGUACCAUUGUAUUAUCAGAAGAUGAAAACAAUGUAAAAGCAUUAUUUAGGCGGGGAAAGGCCAGGGCAGCACUUGGCCAAACGGAAGCAGCUCGCGAGGACUUCCAAAGAGCCCGGAAGUAUGCCCCUGAAGAUAAGGCAAUCUUGAAGGAGCUUCGGUCGCUUGCCGAACAUGACAAAGCUGUGUACGAGAAGCAGAAAGAGAUUUAUAAAGGGAUAUUUGGGCCAAGGCCUGAACCUAAACCGAAGAAGUCUAAUCUCCUUGUUGUUUUCUGGCAUUGGCUUCUUUCUCUAAUUCACCGCCUGUUCAAUCUCGUUCGACGCAAAACUGAUUAGCCUGUCCACUUGAAGAAAUGAUGCCAUCUCACUUCGAACGCCAUAGCUUAUCUGGUGGGACAAUUACCCUUAGUUGUACAAUGUUGUGGAAUUAUUAUAUCUUUUUUUUUUUUUUCUUGUUUUCCAAGAAGCUUUUUAAGAUCUCAGAGUCGUUCGUACUAUCCAGAUUCAAAGCAGUCCCUAAAGGGAGGAACUUGGACUACCUGUAGUAUUCUAAUUUCUGUGUUGGUAGUCCAUUGAGCCAUGGUAUUAUUUAUGUGAGUUUUCUCUGUUUGGAGAACAAAUGUGGGAAGGCUAAGCAUCAUCCUAGUUUAUAGGAUGUUUCGGUUGUCGGUAUGUAGAUUUAAAAGCGUACAAUGUUUCACACCUUUUCUUUUGCACGUUAGAUGUUAUAUCAUUGUUAUAAUCAGAAAAUGCUGAAGCCCAUAUUAAUUUGGUAGAAAGAAUUGUUUACCAUUUUUUAUAAUUUGCA